Messenger RNA from Naegleria gruberi, 1960 nucleotides. RefSeq names its product mitochondrial rho GTPase. Gene Ontology annotation, biological process: small GTPase-mediated signal transduction. The transcript has 4 exons. The record is from RefSeq and is a predicted model, not a curated record. Lineage: Eukaryota; Heterolobosea; Eutetramitea; Acrasida; Naegleriidae. Gene Ontology annotation, molecular function: GTPase activity; GTP binding; calcium ion binding. Bases 6 to 1898 code for a protein of 630 amino acids.
GAAAAAUGCACAACAGUCGCGUUCUUAAUAUUGUUGUUUUAGGUUCUGAACACAGUGGAAAGUCCACGCUGAUUGAUUCUAUCGUGUUCGAUCCAAAUAGAGAUGGAGAGUUACCAAGAGUUUUAGGACCAAAGGAAUUUUCACUUCAAUUGAAAAAUCAAGACAUUACUUUUAAUUUCAUUGACACCAAUUCUGAAAAGACUAUUCAACAGGCUUUUUCUACCAUGCCAGUUUUGAGUGCAGACCUUUUUGUGUUUGUGAUCGAUAGUACCAAUGAAGAAAGUGUCAAGAAAUUCUAUGAAGAAUGGCUUCCAUAUGUUGAGAAAUCUAAAAAGAUGCUUUAUAUAAUUUUGACCAAGACCGAUCUUAGAAACACAGAAGAUCCAGAGUUAUUUGAUCCAACCCAAGCUGAAAAGUAUGUCAGAUAUCAAGGAUUGUUUAAAUACAGUUCCAAGACAAGGGAAAAUAUUGAGAUUUUACUUUUCAACUUGUCAAACAUUUUCAUAUUUUCAGCAGAUUUCCUUUAUAAUUUUAUUGAGGAACGUUUAACGAGUCAAUGUCAUAAGGCUCUGAGAAGAAUAUUUUGGUUGAUGGAUGAGUUAAAUUGUGGAUUAGUUGAUAAUUCUACCAUUAAGAAUUUGAUUGGCGCCACUGAUGAGGAUAGUGUUGUAAUUGAUGAAAAUGGAUCUAUGGAUUUGGAUUCAUUCUUGUCAUUUAUGGUUUCAUUAAUUUUAACAAGACAUGAACAUCUUGUUUGGACCCUUAUUCAAAAAUUCAAUUAUAAUGAAAAACUUGAACUCGAUAUUGAUGACAUUAUUACUGACGUUUCUCCAGAUAUUUCACAUGAAGAUUUCAUCACUCUUAGUGAUGAAGGAAAGAAAGUUCUCACAAGUAUUUUCAAGAGAUUUGAUAGGGAUAAUGACGGCCUUCUUGAUGAAAAUGAUAUUGAUGAAGCAUUUAGUCUUACAACAGCAUGUCCAUUCCAUGAAAUGUCAACCAAUUACUUUGAUUCUUGUAGAACUGUGGAGGAUAAGAAGAUUGAUAUCCAUUCUUGGAUUUCACUUUGGCAAUUAAUUGUGACAACAAAUUGUUACAGAUAUAUUCAUUGCUUAUUUGAAUGGGGAUGCAAUAAUGUUGAUGGAAUGAUUGAAGUUAAAAAGAAGAGACUUUUUAGAAAGGCUCCAGAAGAUUAUCCAAACGUUCUCAAUUGCUAUAUUUUCGGUGCUUCUAACUGUGGUAAAACUUCAGUUCUUAGACAUUUCGUUGGAAAACCACCACUCAAUACUCAUUACUCUACAAAAUCCACUCAAUACUCGGUGGUUGAUAGAAUUACGUAUCAAAAUAGGGAAUAUCAUUUAAUAGUUACAGAAUUCGAAGAUAAGGAAAUUCCAUUCGUGUUAAAAUCAGAAGAAUUAAUGGGAAAGUGUGAUGUUGCUCUCUUAGUUUUUGAUGGUAGUGAUAAAUUUUCAUUCAGUUUCCUUGAACAUAUUCAAAGAGGAUUGGAAGUUACCAUUCCAUGUGUUUACAUGUUGACUAAGAAAGAUUUAGGACUUGUGGAUCAAGAAAACUUGAGUGUUACUCCAGAACAAUUUUGUGAAGCUCUCUCGCUUGUUUGGCCUCCAUACCUAUGCUCUUUGGUUACUGAGGAUGGUCUUAAGAAUAUCAAGACACUCUUUUCAGAUCUGUUAGAAGUUGCUUUGAAUCCAAAGGAAUCAGGAUGUGUUCCAAACUGGAAUAUGAAUAAUGAAGAAUCUGAUGAAGAAGUAGAGUCUGAUGAUGAAGAUUUCCCACCUAAGGAAUCACUAAUGAAGAGAACACUUAAAAUGGUUGGUGUUGUCUCAGUUUUUGGAUUUGUUGCUUUUGCCAUGAUGAAAUGGUUAAAGAGGGCUAAGGAAUAACUUAUUAACCGUGUGAAAUUUAAGAGUUUCAUACAAAUUAAUAAAUUUUAAUUAUUUAUUGU